Bemisia tabaci is the source of this 4980-nucleotide messenger RNA. Lineage: Eukaryota; Metazoa; Arthropoda; Insecta; Hemiptera; Aleyrodidae. The record is from RefSeq and is a predicted model, not a curated record.
AGUUGAUCCAAUACGAUGAGUCACCGAUAAGUGAAUCAGAGAAUUGGCUUCCUUGCCUUGAGUAUAACUUUUACAACAUAGGUAAGAAGACAGUGCGUAGUCUCUAGAAUAUAUCGUCUCUGCGUGGACCCUCAGAAAAUUAUAUGUAUAGGUGCUCAAAGUUAUCGCUUGCCUCAUCUCCAGCCCAAUAAUCAGUGUCAUUUAUGUCCUAUGAUCAACACAGUACGCAUAAAAGUUCAAGGACUGGAUGCUUUAGUUUUUCAGUGCCUGAUGCGCUCAAAGUGACUGGAUGAAUAAUUGUCAAAAAUGACAGAGUAUUUCCUCGCAUACUUCAACUCGAAGGAACUGUAACGAAUACUGGAACCAGAAAGUUGCAUCAGUCCGUAUCAUGGCAGCUCAUGAGCAGUUUAUUGUUCUCGCAUCUGACAAACUCCAAAGAGCUGACUUGUUUCCCGCAGGAUAUGAAGUCAAUCUCACUCCAGGAGCCAGCUCGAGUCUUGAUCAAAAAUUAGUUAAGCGUGAGUUUAUUCCAUCACAGGUGCAAAGCGGAAUUUUGAGUGAUGAUUCGCUCUAUCUAUCUACACCAAAUGUUAAGAUAGAACCAGAGUUUGAAUUCGAUGACCAGUCAUGGAAAUGGGCUUUAAGUUCAAGUGAUUCUGAUUUAGGUUCCAAUUUAAAACAGGAUUCGCUCAAAACAAGCAUUCCACAGAUCUUAACUAGUGGAAUGAAAACGGAUCUAAAAAAUGAAGGCUCGAUAACUUAUGAGCUGGUCGGUCAAUUGCUGACUGAUCCAAACGAUGAUCAAUCACAUUCUCUCGAUACUUCUGCAAUUGAGAGCAAAAACCAAAUUAAUAGUAAAUCUUUAGAUUUUGUAGAAUAUUUUGACGAGCAUUACAUCGCAUGUAAUAAUCAUUCCUCUCUUGUUGACAAGGAAAAAUUAAAAGCUCAAUCUGUCAGGAAGACUGAGCAGUCAAAAGUGUACUAUGAUUCUCGUAUAUGUCUGAAAGAUGUCAAAGUGAACCUAGUCGAUAUUUUUCAGAAAAUGAAGAAAAUUCAAAAGCGUUUCCCUUUUAGCAAAAGGGUACAUUUUCCACAGCGAACCUCCAAACAAAGCUCAACAACAACAGAAAUCCAAAGAAUGAUUCAAAAAAAUCCUGAGCAGUACCAUUGCUCCAAAUUUUCAGCAGAAUUCGGUCGUAGGAAUUCAUUGAGAGACCAUGUAGCAAUCCAUGCAACCCAGAAGUUACAAUGUAAAUUCUGUACUCUGAAAUUCGAGAAGUCAAAUGAUUUCAAAAUUCAUUUGAAAAAAGCACAUGCCGAUAAGGAGUCUCUCGUUUGUGGUAUUUGCUCCACAGAAUUCAAAACAAGCGUUGCUUUAUAUCAUCAUUUCAAACUCGAUCACUCAAAUAUGCAAUCUUUCAAAUGCUCUGUUUGUCACAAAAUAUUUACUAAAUACGGCCUUCUAAGACAGCAUAUUAUAGGAGUUCACAACGAUGUGAAACCAUAUGGUUGCAGCCUUUGCUCCGCUAAGUUUACCCAGAAUUCUGCUGUCAAAACUCAUAUUCAUUCAAUGCAUCUGAAAGAUAAACGAUUCAAGUGUCAUCUUUGCUCUAAAACAUUUUCUCAAGGUGGUGGACUAAAUUUCCAUGUAAAAUCAGUACAUCUGCAAGAGAGGCCACACAAAUGCUCCGUUUGUUCGAAGGCACUCAAAAAAAGCCAAGCUCUUAAAUGGCACUUGAGUUCAGUACACAAUAAAGAAAAGCCGUUCAGCUGUAACAUCUGCUCUAAUAAAUUUGCCCGUCGUGAAAAUCUGGUAGAACAUUUGAAUAGUGUCCACAAAAAUGAUAGACCUUACAGCUGUCAAAAUUGUCACCUUUCGUUUAAAGUGAAAAAUUCUUUAAGAAAGCAUAUGGCUACGCAUGUAAAAGAGAGACUUUUUAAGUGUGACCAUUGUUCUUUAAGAUUUCCUACAAAGAGAAACUUGAAGUAUCACCUUGUGGUUCACAGCAAGGAGAGACCAUUUAAUUGUCGUGCUUGCAGUUUAACUUUUAAGUGUAGCCGCGGUUUAAAAUCUCACUUUAAUAACUGCCACCUAGUGAGUGAUCAUAAUAUUUUAGUUUUUGAGUGUGAUCAUUGUCGGAAAAAGUUCAAAAAUAAAGUUCUCUUAAAAAGACAUGUAGAAAGGCACACUACAAAAUUGCUAAACUGCCGAGACUGUCUGAAGAAAUUUAAAAGCACCCGUAACUUAAGAGUCCAUGAGAGGAUCCAUAAGAAUGAAAGGCCGUACAAGUGUAAUAUUUGCUCCAAGACAUUCGUUCAAAGCGGUAGUCUAGUGUUGCAUCUGAGGAUUCAUAGCAAUGAUAAACCGUAUAAAUGUAACGAUUGCCCCAAGGCCUAUUUUCAGAAACGCGGGCUUGAAUUUCACAUAAUCUCAGCCCAUGAUUUUGAAAACAAAUUCCAUUGCAAGCUAUGCACUGCUAAAUUCAAGAACAAAUUUCACCUCAACCUCCAUUCAAAGACGGAUCAUGAGAAUAAGCGGUCGAAAUGUGAGCUUUGAACGGAAGAGUUCAAGUUAUUAACAACUCUUGAGGAACAUGCAAAGUUUUGCAUGCGAAUGCUUUCUUGAGGCUAUAAGUAUUUUAUGCAAACAGAAUGAUUGGAUGAGUUAGCUCAGACUUUUGAUGGUAGAAAUUGUCGCUUCCGGAUCUGCCCAAGUAAUAUUUUACAGUUAGAAAUUUAAAAAUUAGGUCAGGGUCUGACAUCGUUGGAGAAUGUAAUAGUGUAUUUUUUUUCCAAAAAUACACUAGAAGGAUCAUGGAAAAUCGGUCAUCAGUAGUAUUAAGCUCAUUUUAAGGAUUAGUUUUAAUUAUCGUAGAUGACUUGCUUUUGUGUGUGUAGGAUUUUCUCACAAAAACUCUCUUUGAGGUCCGGUUUCUCCCAGAAAAAGAAGAAGAAAAAAUAAAACUUUUGAUCUUAUUUUAAUUUUUUUGAUGGAGCACAAUUCUUUAUAAAGUACUUUACCCUCUUUCCGUUUUACUAUGACAAAGCAAGGCUGCUCCAAGAUCGUACCAAUGUUAACUUAAUCAUCAAAAGAAUGCAUUGCAUUACUUGCAUAAAAGAGCGUGAGUGAACAAGUUUUAAAGAUCGUUUUCCUGAUUUUUACUCAACAAAAAUAAUUCGAAGGAAUGUACUGAUACAAGUUAUCAGUGACAGUAAGCCUACGCCAAUAAAAUGUUAAGAGUUAGCUGUAAUACUAAUGUUUCUCUUUCAAAUUCUCUGGUAGAAAGGUUUUUGUUUCGGUAACUUACUUGCAAUUUUCAGUGAAAAACUGACUUUUUUUAUCCAAAGGUGUAUUUUGAAUAUCAACUGUUGAAGUUGGAAAAUGAGUCUCUCCAAUUCAGAUUUUGCAAAUCUCUGCUCAUGUUUUAUUUCUUUAGAAGUUAACCAGCGAUAAGUUUUUCUUGAAAUUUCCUGUGAAGUAUCUUCACUUAUUAAAAUAUACUCACAGAAAAUUUAAUGAGGAUCUUUUUGUUAGUUUCCUUUGACAAAAUAAAAUUUAAUCAAAGAGUUUGAAACAUUGCCGCGGAGCUACAAAGUUCUCCUCUUUAGUAACUCGAGAAAUUCCCAUUUUAAUUGAAAUCCCCCUACUGAAGAAAAAGGAAGCAGCCUCUUUACUGUACAAAAAUUUAGAUUUAGAUCUGAGGUCAUAUGCUGCCAACAUAUCUUUGCUGACGUUAGGAUCAUUCAAUUUUUUCAGAUUGAAAAUCAGUUUUAAACUUGAGGAGUGAAGCAACCCUUUAAAUUAAAAGAUGUAUAUUCAUAAUUUUCAAGGUCAUUUUAAUCUUUGAGUUCGUUCCUGAUUUUCCAUCCGUAAAAAUUUGAGUGUAGUCAAGACAUGAUAGGAAAACUAAAAGUCUGAUUUUGAAUCUCCAUCUUUAUCUUUAAUCAAACCACUAAGGUAUUUUUUCACCUCAUUUCCGAAUUUUCUCUGCCGAAGAGUACACUCUCGCCGCAAAAGGUAUUACAUAUAGAAUCCUUUUUUGUAUAAUAUGCAGUGCAACUAGUUUCUCCUAUCAUAAACCUUACUACCUCAUAAUGCAAGGUAAUAAGCUAGUGUCGUGACAAAAUCUGAAUUGAAAGAACGCUCUGACUGUCCCCCCUCAAAAUUCAGUGUUCAAGACGAAGAUCCACACAUCAAGGAAUAAAUUAAAAUUAAAGACAUUGGAGAUAAUUUUUAAUUUUUUCAAUUAAUUUUGUAAGUAGAAAGUUAGAGAAUAUCACAAAUUGUUUGAGUUCAAAGCUUGCACAGUUCACUCAUUCUGUACUUAUUACAAUUACAAUUAUUUUGAAUUACCUACCUUGAAAUCAAAUUUUGCAUAUCACCUGACAUACUGCAGAAUACUCAAUUUUGAAGAUUUUUAAGAGGAAGCACCUUUAAAUGUUAAUAUUUUCAAUGCACUGAAACGAAAGCAAAAAAGUACUGAUGUCCUAGAUUUGACGCUGCAUUGAAAAAAAAAAAAUUCCAAACGGUACCUAUAGAACCAUCCCUAAAUUAAUAAAAAUUAAUAAUCUUGAAAAUUAAUUCUUCAAGCUCUGGAGUGUAGAUCCUUGGAAUUGUGUAGAUUUUAAUACUUACGAAAACAUAAAAUCAACCUGUUUAAUUGUAAACCCGACUUGUAAACCCGAUAGCAGAGACAACGCAUAUUUCAUCCAUAAAUAUACAUUAGGUGAAAAAAGAAGUCAGGCAUUGUUCGUGAAAAUCCUCUGUACCCACGCAUUUUUACGAAAAAAAAUAUCGGAGCUUACAACAAAUUUUCAUUUAUAAUUUCUAAGUAAUCUUUAUUCUGUAUAUGUACCUGAGAAUUGCAUACAAAUUCAUGAAAAAUUACCUUUUUAAUACCUAAUGCACAAAUAUGCGUGAGGUUUUUAAAUGAUAUUACUGAGAAAAAUCUAGGUAAUGUGUAAUUAAAAAUGUUAAAA